Molecule: messenger RNA, 3891 nt
Organism: Alternaria arborescens
Lineage: Eukaryota; Fungi; Ascomycota; Dothideomycetes; Pleosporales; Pleosporaceae
Product: Manganese-transporting ATPase 1
Exons: 1
Coding region: 1-3891 (1296 amino acids)
Biological process (GO): intracellular calcium ion homeostasis
Cellular component (GO): endoplasmic reticulum membrane
Molecular function (GO): ATP hydrolysis activity; ATP binding; P-type ion transporter activity
Source: RefSeq, a predicted model, not a curated record
AUGGCCCCGCUUGUCGACAACCCCCAGAUCAAGCAGGCCAGCCUGCACAACCCGCUGCCGUUGCAGCUGCACACAUACAUCUGGCCAUUUUUAAUAAUAUGGCCGGCCUUCUCCGCCAUAUACUUUUCGCCGCAGCGCUACGAGCAGUACAUUCAGUCGUCGGAAUGGACUUUUGUAUGGAUUGCCAGCAUCACCACCUUCCAGUCGCUGUUCUGGCUCAUGACGCACUGGAACGUUAACCUCAAGAGCGCAUUCACCACCACCUCGGCCGGCGACGUGCGUUCUGCAUCGCUUAUCAAAGUCCAGCCGAUCAAGAAUGCCGGCGCCGCUGAGAUUGUGCCAUUGGUGCGCGACAACGUUGGUGGAAAGCCGAACCUUUCGUUCCUCUUCCAGAAGCGACGUUUCCUCUACGAUGCCGACAAGGGUUCCUUCGCCCCGCUCUCCUACCCCCUCGAUGUCGAACCCAAGCCCCAGCUCAAGACAUUCCAGCAGACCCAAGGCCUCACCUCGCCCGCUGAGAUUGAGCGCAUCGCACAACAUUAUGGCACAAACGAAUUCGAUAUCCCCGUCCCGACCUUCACCGAGCUGUUCAAGGAACACGCCGUUGCGCCCUUCUUCGUCUUCCAGAUCUUCUGCGUUGGACUGUGGAUGUUGGAUGAAUACUGGUACUACUCGCUGUUCACCCUGUUCAUGCUGGUCGCUUUCGAGAGCACCGUUGUGUGGCAGAGACAAAGGACCCUGACCGAGUUCCGCGGCAUGAGCAUCAAGCCAUACGAGAUCUAUGUAUACAGGCAAAAGAAGUGGCAGGAGGUCAUGAGCGACAAGCUGCUACCCGGCGAUGUCGUCAGCGCAGGCAGGACCAAGGAAGACUCGGGUGUAGCAUGCGACAUGCUCCUACUCGAGGGGUCCGCCAUCGUCAACGAGGCUAUGCUUUCGGGAGAGAGCACACCGGUGCUCAAGGAAUCCGUACAAUUGCGACCUGGCGAUGCGCGCAUCGAGCCUGAGGGUCUGGACAAGAACUCGUUCCUCUGGGGUGGCACCAAGGUCCUCCAGGUUUCGCACGGCAACGAUGCUGAGGAAGAUGGCAGCGGCGUUAACAGACUUUCGUCUGGAGUCCCACCGCCACCGGACAAGGGUGCUGUUGCUGUUGUCAUCAAGACUGGUUUCGAGACCAACCAGGGCAGCCUCGUCAGAACCAUGAUCUUCGCUACCGAGCGCGUCUCCGCAAACAACGUAGAAGCUCUCUUCUUCAUCCUCUUCCUUACCGUCUUUGCCGUCGCCGCCUCGUGGUACGUCUGGAAGGAGGGUGUCAAGCUCGACCGCCAGCGUAACAAGCUGCUUCUCGACUGCGUCCUCAUCGUCACCAGCGUCGUCCCUCCCGAGCUCCCCAUGGAGCUUAGCUUGGCUGUCAACACCUCCCUUGCCGCGCUUAGCAAAUAUGCCAUCUUCUGUACUGAGCCGUUCCGAAUCCCUUUCGCUGGACAGGUCGACGUCGCCUGCUUUGAUAAGACUGGUACAUUGACUGGUGAAGACUUGGUCGUGGACGGUAUUGCUGGACUAUCACUGGGUCAAGACAAUGCUACGGUUGCUGCAGACGGUGCGCAUACUGAUCUCACAAAGGUCACGGACGUUGGAACUGAGACAACACUGGUGCUUGCCGCCGCUCACUCUCUGGUCAAACUAGACGAUGGCGAGACUGUUGGAGAGCCUAUGGAGAAGGCCACUCUACAGUCCCUCGGCUGGAAACUCGGAGCCAAAGACACGAUCCAAGCUACUAUGACCACUGCCAAUUCUCAGGCCGAACUCGUACACAUCCGUCGCCGCUUCCAAUUCUCGUCUGCUCUUAAACGCCAGAGCUCUGUCGCAACUGUCCUGGUCAAUAACAACAAGACCGGUCGCAAGGUCAGGAGCACAAUCGCUGCGGUCAAGGGUGCGCCCGAGACUAUUCGCAAGAUGUUGGUCAACACCCCACCGAACUACGAGGAGACAUUCAAACACUUUACCCGUAAUGGUGGCCGUGUCCUCGCUCUCGCAUACAAGUUUCUAUCUGAAGAAGGAGAGUGGGGCCAGAACCGCAUCAACGACCUCAAGCGUGAGCAAGUUGAGUCUGACUUGCACUUUGCCGGUUUCCUCGUCCUCCAGUGCCCCUUGAAGCCUGACGCUGUCGAGGCUGUACGCUCCCUCAACGAGUCUAGUCAUCGUGUUGUCAUGAUCACUGGUGACAACCCACUGACUGCUGUCCAUGUCGCUAAGCAAGUUGAGAUCGUUGACCGCGAUUGUUAUAUUCUUGACGCGCCUGAGAACGACGAAACUGGCGAGAAGCUCGUUUGGCGCAGCGUUGACGACAAGAUUAGCAUUCCUGUCGACCCCUCCCAGCCUCUGGACGCCGAGAUCUUGAAGACCAAGGAUAUCUGUCUUACUGGGUACGCACUUUCGAAGUUCUCUGGUCAACCUGGAUGGAAGCAGAUUCUGCGAUACACUUGGGUCUACGCUCGUGUCUCACCGAAGCAGAAGGAGGAAAUUCUUCUUGGCCUUAAGGAUUGCGGUUACACUACACUCAUGGCUGGUGAUGGUACCAACGAUGUUGGUGCGUUGAAGCAAGCUCAUAUCGGUGUCGCCCUGCUCAACGGUACCCGUGAGGACCUCGACAAGAUUGGCGAGCACUUCCGCAACACUCAGAUGAAGAAUGUCUACGAGAAGCAGUGUAACUUGAUGCAACGGUUCAAUCAGCCCCAGCCACCUGUUCCGAUCAUGAUCGCGCAUCUAUACCCCCCUGGCCCAACCAACCCUCACUACGAAAAGGCAAUGGAGAAUCAGGCAAAGAAGAAGGGUCUUCUCCCAGGUGCCAAUGGUGUCGCUAACGGAUCAGCAUCUACUGGUACCCUUGUUCAACAACAGCCCGGUCAAGUCCAGCCGCCUCAGGCCGUCGGCAACCUUGCUCAGCAGAUGCAGGAGAAGAUGAUGAUGCAAGAGAUGGAAGAGAUGGCUGGUGAACCACCGACGAUCAAACUCGGUGAUGCUUCCGUCGCUGCGCCCUUCACCUCUAAGCUUGCGAACGUCGUUGCGAUUCCUAACAUCAUCCGUCAAGGUCGCUGCACACUCGUCGCUACAAUCCAGAUGUACAAGAUUCUCGCUCUGAACUGCUUAAUCUCUGCUUACAGUUUGUCUGUUCUCUACCUGGAUGGUAUCAAGUUUGGCGAUGGUCAAGUCACCAUUUCCGGUAUGAUGAUGAGCGUAUGCUUCCUUUCCAUUUCGCGCGCAAAGACCGUUGAGACUCUGUCAAAAGAACGUCCUCAGUCCAACAUUUUCAACACGUACAUCAUCGGUUCCGUACUUGGACAGUUUGCUAUCCAUAUCAUCACCCUCAUCUAUGUCAGCCAAUACGUCCAGCGUGUUGAGCCCAAGGACCCCAACCCGGAUCUCGAGAAGGACUUCGAGCCAUCCCUGCUCAACUCUGCAAUCUACCUACUACAACUCAUUCAACAAAUCUCAACCUUUGCCAUCAACUACCAAGGCCGACCCUUCCGUGAGUCCAUCCGCGAGAACAAGGGCAUGUACUGGGGACUCGUUUCCGUCUCCGGUGUUGCCUUCUCCUGCGCCACCGAAUUCAUUCCCGAACUCAACGAGAAGCUCAAGCUUGUCCCCUUCACCACCGAAUUCAAGGUCAUGAUUACCAGCAUCAUGGCUUUCGAUUUUGUCGCUUGUUACAUCAUCGAGAAGGGGCUGAAGUUCUUCUUCUCGGACAACAAGCCAAAGGAUAUUGCAGUCAGGAGACCGGAUCAGCUGCAGCAAGAGGAGAAGAGGAAGGCAAGGGCGGAGAUUGAGGCGCAGAGGAAGAAGAACGAGGAGGCGGAGAUGAAGGCUGCUGCUGCUGGAUUGGUUAAGCGGUAG